This is a messenger RNA of Monomorium pharaonis (pharaoh ant), 3730 nucleotides long. Its product is annotated as cell wall protein DAN4-like. The coding region runs from base 324 to 2729 and encodes 801 amino acids. The transcript is spliced from 2 exons. The record is from RefSeq and is a predicted model, not a curated record. Lineage: Eukaryota; Metazoa; Arthropoda; Insecta; Hymenoptera; Formicidae.
CCUUUCUCAAGUACUACGUCGACACAUACGCCGACCAACUUCCGGAUAAUUCUGAACUAAAGAGAUACGCGGGUCUGAUUGCGAGAAGCAUCGUCGACAACGUCGGCGCGAUCGACGAGAAUAUUUACUUGCUCGGCAACGUUUAUGAGAAUCAUACGAUUAACGUCAGAUAUCUCUUCGAUCUCGUACUGGCCGACGACUUGCUCGAGAAGGACGUCGUCGAAGCUAAGAGGUACCUAGUGGCGAAACUGAACGAAUUCAACGUGGUGGAAAAGUAUCUCAGAGUGCCAAGGUAUCAGCAGGCGACUCCCGCUCAGCUGACGAUGGAGAUCACCGAGCAGCUGAGAGACAUUGACUUCGUCAGAAGCAUCGCGACGUCUCUGCGAAUGUACGCGAGAUUCUGGCACAGGAGUCGCAUGAUAGAAAGCCUCGACGAGUUGCUCGAACUGUUCGACAGUUACGAGAAUCUACGCGAAAUACCGCGUUACGUGCGCAUGAUGCAGAAGAUCGACGAGAUCAAGGGAAGUUUGCGGGAGUUGAGGGGAGACAUACCCGUCGAAAUUCUUUGCAACGCACCGCGAGCUUGUCUGCGACUAGGCCUGCAAUUGAUUUUACAUUGCAAGUUCAUAAGUACGCAAAUCAAGGAUCUUAUCAGGGACUUCCUCGAAUUGAGCGACGUGUGCGUGGAUCCCAUACGCAUGAUACAGGAGUCGAGACGUUCAGUGGAGAUCCCGUUCAGGUUAUCGAAAGUGCGUCACAGCACGACGCUUACCACGGGCACGAUCGUCGGCGAAGCUAUGACUCAACGCACCACAGUCAAUCGCGAUCAGAGCGAAAGUGAAUCCGAAGAGGUUCCAGAGUCCGUCGAAUCCAACGAAUCUACGAGAGAAGUUUCAAAGGAAACCUCGGAACGAAGUCUGGAUUUCACGGAUCUGAUAUUUAGGUCGCCGACUACGACCCAGCUCAUUUCGACGACUCGUCGAGAAGAGACAACUGUGGCCGUAAUGAGCACCACGGCUGCAACUACUACAAUCUUACCUACGACUACACCGUCGGCUACAAGAAUUACGACUACAACAUCGUCACCAAUCGCUACAACGUUACCCACGUCAACUACUACUGCAUCACCCACAACUACAACGUUGCCUACAUCGACUACUACAACGUUAUCUACGACGACUACUACAGCGUUGCCUACGACGACUACUACAACGUUGCCUACGACGACUACUAGAACGUUGCCUACGACGACUACUACAACGUUGCCUAUGACGACUAUUACAACGUUGCCUACGAUGACUACUACAACGUUGCCUACGACAACUACUACAACGUUGCCUACGACGACUACUACAACGUUGCCUACGACGACUAUUACUACGUUGCCUACGACGACUAUUACUACGUUGCCUACAACAACUACUACAACGUUGUCCACAACGACUACUACAACGCCCGCAACUACAACAUUGCCUACGACUACUACAACGUUGCCCACGACGACUAAUACAAUAUUGUCCACAACUACUACAACAUUGCCCACAACGCCUACUACUACAUUGUCCACAGCAACCGGUACAUUACCUACAACUACCACAAUGUCGACCACAAUUACAACAUCGCCUGCAAUUACGACGGAAAGAUCGAUCGAGGAAAUCGACGUGAAAAUGGAACAUACUACAGUGACAGAAGGUGAUCGUGACGACAGAGUUACAAUGCCAAUGGAGAGCUCGUCAAUGCUUAUUACAACACCUGUCCCGAUUAAGUCUUGCGAGUCCGAUGAAUGUAGCGAGCGAAGCUCCGAGGAGACUGGCGUACAUGUUGAAACGAAGACUUUGCUCUUGACGACGCCAGCGAUGCAGACUUCCACUCUCGAAGCUGUUCAGACGACGUCUUCCGAGCCGUUCACGACCAGUCGAGAUCACGUCAACGAAAGUACGAUCUCCUCGACGACGGAGUCGAGUGAAACGCCGGUUACAAAAGGCGAUAACUGCGCGAAGUCCUGCUUUGAAGACUGCAGAUCCAAGAGCGAGAGCGUCGAGACGUCGGAAAGGUCGUCCUGCGAGACGAGCUGCGACUCCGUGACGGAAGAUUGCGAGGACGGGGUGGACAGUGCCUCCAAGGACUCGCCGGAGGUGAUCUCUCCGGAUUGCGAAACGGAGACCGAUAGGAGUUGCGAAUGCGCUACCAAGGAAGAGAGGAGCGCCGAGUGCGUGACGCUGUGCUCUUCGGGUCCUGCGGAGAGCUCGUCUUGCGAGGGGGUCCAGCAGAAAGACUGCGCGACGUCGGCGACGCCGACGGUCGUCGCGGAGCUCGAACGCAAGCGGACGCGAGGCAUGUGCGAGAUCCGGGAUUUCCAUCAUCGCCGUCAGUUGAGACGGUUGGCGAGAAUGCGGGCGAACCGUAUCGACGUCCCCAGGCCGAGGAUGUCGCGUCGAGGCCGGGCCGCGACCAAGAAGCUGUACAAUCUGUUAACCACCCGACUGCCCUAUUCCAAAAACCGAAAGGUGGAGGAAUACUUGCUGAAAAGACCUCUCGACAAGGAUCGAAAACGUCGCAAACAAUGGGAGGAGAUCUACAAGCUGAGGAAACGGCUGGCGAGGAGACUCAGCGGCGGGAGACAGAUGCAACGAAGUUCAACGAUGCAUCAUGGGAGAGGGGUCACAUCGGUCCGCUAUAAUCAGAUCAAGAGGAUACCCGGGGGAGACGCGAAAUUGAUCAGCGCGUAAAAAAAGUUGAGGGUCCAUCGAUUUAAAUUUACGUCAUUAUAGCUGUUAUUACAGACGAAUGAUAUCGGCCAUUACUUCGUCGUGCUUCGCUUAGCAUAUUUUUCCGUUCAUUUAAUCGGGUCAGAGGCGAAAAAUAUCGUGGACCGUAAGAACGGGGCACUCUCGUUUCUGCGGAGCUAAUUAUAUCGAAUACAAGAGCGUUUAUCGAAUUCGGCUAAACGAUUACUCGGCCCGGAGUUUUUAAUAGUCGUCUAUAUUUAAUCGGUGGAUCGUCGCGCGAAAGACUCGUGUGCGUCAUGAAUUAUUACUUCGAUGCUUUCUCAAAGGCCGCAAUUGACGUCGCAGCACUGAUCAAUUAAAGUCGCGUUAAUGAGGCCCCCCUCUCCUUCCCUCGUCAGCAUAUCGAGUAACAAAUUUGCACCGCGGGCAACCGAGAUAUUUUGGAACGUUUAAACUUUCAGAGAUUUUUUUUUCCCCGUUGAAUUAUUUUUGUAAAUUCUUCAUUAGUCGAAAAAAAAGUACAAGUUUGAAAAUAAUCGUGUCUUGCGAUAUACCGUGAUCAUUCUCUCCAGUCUACUUAUACCAGUUUCGUUUUUAUUUCACUUAGACUAAGAAAAUUGACGGAGAGAGACAAAUUUACGCGGAGAGUCAGAAAUAGAAAUUGUAUCGAUGGAAGGUUUUUUUCUUUUUUUAUUUAUUCGAGUACUUCGAGGCUCUUCUUGCUCUCCCGGUUGAAGAGGGAUCAGCUGCCUUUUUCAGCGAGCACUCGAGCAAACCCCUCUCGCCCGUCUCGGUCUCGUUUCGUGCCGAGUGAGCGAGCAGCCGAGUCGCUCGAGGUUCGGCGUGAGUAAACGUCAUAAAGCGGAUAAGCGGAGCAAACGAUAGAACACAAUGAGAAGUAAAUUUGACAUGGCCGGUGCCCGGCGCGUAAUCUGUCUUAUUAAACGGUCCCGCUCGCACAGUGAGCGAUUACAUUUGAAUUUACUUUACGCCCGAAAUAA